This is a messenger RNA of Ilex paraguariensis (yerba mate), 465 nucleotides long. Lineage: Eukaryota; Viridiplantae; Streptophyta; Magnoliopsida; Aquifoliales; Aquifoliaceae. The record is from the annotation of a GenBank genome assembly.
AUGUAUACGUUUAACAACUUCUCCAAUGUUACCUUCAACACCAGUUCCUGCAAAUAUAACGUCAAUUUUGCCAGAAAAACAAAAGAGACAACAGUCACUGACAAAGCCGCCAUUACCACUGAAUGGGUACGUGAGAUAUACUCCUUAUAUGCUGGAAAGCCCAUGGUUGUGGGCUUGGACAUUGAAUGGAGACCUAACCUAUUUCGUUCAAUGACUAACAAAACAGCAACUCUUCAACUUUGCAUCCAAGAUAAGUGCUUAAUCCUUCAGCUAUUUUACAUGGAUGAAAUCCCACAAUCCCUUAAGAGCAUUCUUGCAGACUCAAACUUCACUUUUGCUGGAGUUGAGGUUGCAAAUGACAUAUCUAAGCUCAAGAACGAGUAUGGGCUGGAGUGCUGCAAUAGUGUAGACAUUCGGGAGCUAGCGAAGAACCGGUGGCCCGGACGGUUUCGUCGGCCGGGCUGA